Molecule: messenger RNA, 5104 nt
Organism: Coregonus clupeaformis (lake whitefish)
Lineage: Eukaryota; Metazoa; Chordata; Actinopteri; Salmoniformes; Salmonidae
Product: kelch repeat and BTB domain-containing protein 11-like
Exons: 2
Coding region: 750-2909 (719 amino acids)
Molecular function (GO): protein binding
Source: RefSeq, a predicted model, not a curated record
AAGGAAUUUCGCAUUUUCACGUCGAUUUGCCUCCAGCGCGUGUGUGUUGCAGGCUCUGAUGGGAAUAACCGUGUAGAGGGUGUGUGGUCUAGAUCAAUAACUGUCGGACUGUAGCCUACUGUAAAAAAUCUAAACACAUUCGGGGCAGCGGAGAGGGAUCUAUGCUGGACUGAUUUUAAACUGUGUGGGGAUGAAAUACGACAUUUGAUGCUCACUGCUCAGCUCAGACGCACUGGAGAGCUGCAGGAGGAAAUUACUUGGCAACAUAUUAGUCGGUCAUGGAUAGAUAAUCUGAAAGACUGAAUUCUGGAAUGAAUGUUAGCGUUUUGUUUUAGUCAAGACGUCGAUGUAGUUACAGUGGAUUUUCUCUUAUGAUUUUUUAAGGAAUAACAAAGAUUCAUUUACCCGGAGACUAUUUGUCCAAGUGAUAGCCUAUGUCUCUAAGGGACAUGUAAUGAAGGACUUCUUCACAUUUACGAAAUUAUCUCUAUGAGGGAAAAGACAGCUGUCUUGCAUUUGUGAGGUUCUCCAAUUUUCAGGAUCGGGGCUCCCUUACAUAACUGGCCUUUGUGUGUGUGAGACUGAUGAAAACGGUCUGUUGAACUGCGCUGCCGCUUCACCACAGACAUAAAGACGUUCAAGGGACGAGACCUGCCAAGAUCUGGAGCAGUGAUUCUAGAAGAUUCUGUUGGAUUCUCCUCAGUAUGAUCACUGAGGAUCUGGACUACCACUAGCUCUGAUCAGACAGGAUGAAUGACAGACAGAGACAGGGAGGAGGGGUGCACACAGUGGAGGCAGACGUCAUUUUCCACCAUCCCGUCUGCUCUGACCUCCUCUCCUCCCCCUCUGAUGAGGAUGGGGGUGUCUGUCCCCUCCCACUGAAGCAGGAGGGGAACACCAAUGCUCCAGACCUGGGAUUCAUACUGGACGACCAAGGAUUCUGUCGACAGAGCACACCAGUUACAAAGGAGUACUUGUUGGAUGGUGGUACGGUGAUUGGGAAUCAUCACUUUGACCAUCCACAGGGUGAUGGAUCAUACAUCUCAAAUACAGAUCAGUUUCACAUUACUGAUCUUUCUCAUCAAGCAAAUACAUCUCACAUACCCAAGCUUGAUGCUGGUAGAGACCAGAACUGUACUCAUGGCAGAAACGGUAUCAGUGAGGAUAUGAAUGGGGCGAGGGCCAAAGUGCCCUGCAGUGUGGGUCCCUCUCUAUGCUUCAAGGGAGUGGUCAGAGAGGAAGUGGAAGGGUCCCUGUCCCUCUACAGAGAGAGCAUAGUGAGGAGUCAGUGUCACAUCACAAACGUCACCGCCUCCCCGGAGCAGGGGACCGCCGCGCCUGACACUCAUUGUAUCACCGCGGACAACCAGCCAACCAUACAAGAGCUGGAGCGCUUGUUCAGCCACAGCUCUGCCACAGAAUAUGACACAUUGUAUGGACAGUCAGGGCUUGAGUCGAGCCAAGGAUGCAGGGACAGUAGUGGCCAUGGUGGGGUCAGUAACACAACGCCUAAAGAGGAGCCGGAUUUAGUGAUCGAAGUCGGUGGCCAGAAAAUCAGUGUUCACAAGUCUGUUCUGGCAGAGAAGAGUGACUAUUUCAAGGCUCGUCAGUCGAGAGACAUCCUGAAAGUGAAAGGGCUGAAGUACAAGACCCUGACCAUCCUGAUAGACUAUAUCUACACCUCUCAGAUGAAUGUACACAAGGACAAUGUGGUAGAGGUGAUCACAGGAGCUAAGAUCUUACAGAUCCCAUGUGCCGUCCAGGCUGCUAUGGAUACCAUCUCAGAGCAGGUCACAGCAGAGAACUGCUACGAGAUUCUAACUAUCGCCAAGAAGCAACGACUUAACGAACUGAAGGAGACGGCCUAUCGCUUCAUGAGUGACAAUUUCCUCCAGAUCCUGCGGGACCAAGCGGUGUACGGACAUCUGACGGGGUCGGAGAGGGAUCUGGUCCUGAAGAAGAGAAUGGAGGGAAAGAGGUCCCUGAUGGUCGCUGAGAUCAACGAUGUGUUCGACCACGUCGGGAGCCGACCUCAGAGUCGCUGUAACAGUCGACCGCAGAGCCCUCUGUCCUUGGCUUCCUUCGAGGAGAACCACAUGAUUUACUACUUCAACGAGGCAGCCAAUGACUGGAGACCUCUGACUCUGAUGCCGGAGGACAUUAACACUAAGGGCUGUGGGAUCUGCACCAUGUACAACUACCUGUUUGUGGCCGGUGGGAUAAAGGGAUUUGGGGACAAGGGCAAGGUCUCAGACAAGGUAUUUUGUUAUAACCCCAUCACUAACCGCUGGAGCGAGGUUCGGCCGCUCAACCAGGCACGGUCGCAGCUCAAGCUAGUGUCUAUGGAAGGUAACCUGUACGCCAUAGGAGGGGAGUGUUUGUUCACAGUGGAGAAGUACGAUCCUCGGACAGACAGAUGGACCACGGUGGCUCCCUUACCCAAAGGGGCGUUUGCAGUGGCCCAUGAAGCCACCUCAUGUAAUGGAGAGCUCUAUGUUUCUGGAGGGUCUCUGUUCUACCGUCUCCUAAAAUACGACCCUAAGAGGGACGAGUGGCAGGAGUGCCCCUACAACAACAGCAGGAAGAAGUCAACCGACAUGGUGGCCCUGAAAAGCUUCAUCUACAGGUUUGACGUCAACCGUGACCAGGGGGUCAAUGUGUUCAGGUACAACACUAUAGUGAAAAUGUGGCACGACUGUGUGUCGCAGCGACAGGGCACCCCUUUGCCGUUCAGGUGUGCCGUCAUUGGAAACUGCAUCUAUUGUGUGAACAAGACUCAGAUUCUGCAGUUUAUAGUGGAGGAGGACGGGUCUUACUUUGUAGAGGAACCUCUGAGGCCACCACUGGAAGCUAAGGGCAUACUGUUCCCUUUCAUCCUCAGUCUGCCUGAAAAGACUCCUGUGAUGUGACCAUGUACCAAUUAUGCUACAUUACAGAAGCCCAUCAACAGAAUAUAGUGGACCUUAAAAUAUAAUGAAAAUGUUUCAAAGUCAGCUUUAUUUUCCCCUGUCCAGUUUACCUGCUCGUAAUGGAAUGUGUUUUUUUUGCAUGGCCAGUUACAGUAUCUACAGGACAAGCCUUAACGAGGAUGACUUUUACAUGUUGAAUGAGUGCAACCAGAAAUGGAUCUGACUGUACAUAAUGAGAUAAUGACACGUACAUAUGUUUUUUUGUGUAUUUCCCUGUGUUCAGUUUGUAUUGUGCAUUUUUGUUAUUGCAGAUAUUUAGAAUACAUAUUGUUUAUAAUUCUGUUGGCUGGCUGGUCGCUUUUAGACAAACAUCUCACAUCAGAGUUGGAAUUGUCUGAGUGAAGGGACAGAUAAAGUAUGUUCUGACUGACACAUAGCUGGCACACACAGGUCUUAUCUAAAUGAAACAAGCAAACACAUAAGCAGCUUCAUCUCUUACAGUACAAGGCCUGCUACAGUGGUGAUGUCUGCUCUGUAACAUUGCUCUAUGAAGAAACAGUGGGAGGGGAAAUAACAUUCACACGGCACCAAGGCCCGAUAUCAGAACUGCCUUUGACAUGACUUCACAAGGCCAUUGAACAGAAGGAGGAAAUAAGCCACAUACUGUAUAUCUUCUACAAUAAUGCUAUUCUACCAUUACAGAUAGUAAUAAUAAUAAUAAUAAUAUAUAGUCAAGGAAUUAUGUUGAAGAGCACAAUGCACUUAUUAGUGAAUUAGGUUCAAAACCAGUACCUACCUAUUAAUUCAGAACCAGACCCACCUAUUCAUUCAGAACCAAUAACCAGCCUUCCAGGUUUCGUCAAAGACAACACUCUACAUACAGUUGAGUUGAGUUUCAACACACUACAAACAUUGUUUUGUGGUGUACAUGAAUCCGAAGGUGAAUUAUUGCAGCACAAGAAGAGUGGUGUUUUUGACUGACCCUGGGGAUCGGGUUAAGUUACUGAGUUUGAUUGAAACGGGUCUUAGGUGUGCACAGAUGUUUACAGGAUUGAGUCAGCAUAGAUAUGAGGGACAAUUCUUACUGCUCACUGUUCACUCUUAGGGGCCUGGUCCUUGACUAUCACAUUUGCCAAAGACAAAAUAGUCUGGUAUAGUCUGAUAUAGUCUGAUAAUAACACAUCAAACCCUUUCAGACAUUGGUUGAAAAUAUUCCAAAUCAAAAACAUGAAUGUGGCCUCUCUACAUUCACACGCAACACUAAGCAAUAGUAUUAGCAACAAUGUAUCAACGUUGCUGUGAAACAAGGGCACCACACUUGCUGCUACACUAUUCUUUAACAUUCUUCAGAGAAGUGAGGAGUCAUUGCUCCUAUGCAGGACUGAAGAAUUUGCCCUUGUCCUGCCGAUAAUGAAAACGCUAUUACGUUGUCAUCUCCCACAAGUAUUUGAUGAGCCAGCCAGAAAGACUGUGACUAGCAUACAUAGGAUGCGCUUUCGGAUACUGUUGAACUGCCUCACAAGUACUUGACUAUUUCAGUAUAAUUUAUGAUGAUGAAGCCGUUUGCCCAUAUAAGAUGAUGUAUCCUACUUUGCUGUGUAGCCAUGGCCUGUCAGUUUUAUUCCAUCCAUUUAUUAUGCAUAAUCAUCUAAUUUAGUAGGAAGCACACUUUUCAUCAACUUCAGCUCAAUGUUAAUCUGUUCUGCUAAGGUAUGCCAAAUCCCUAGUGCACUUUAAUACAAUAUUGGAGCUGGUCAAAUAGCACUCCAUCUCAUUGCUCUUUCUUGGAAAUUAGACAUAUUUGUUUGCUUUUUGCAAUAAUACAUCAAUGGGAGUUUUGUUAAUCUGUGGGAUUUGAUUCAGAGGAAUUUAUUUGGUGAAGGAAAUGCUACCAUCACAUUUUAACAGUAUCUCUGAGAGGCAGUAUCUCCAAGAGGCAGUUGUAACUUUUGUGACAGAGUGGAUGUGGUUGGACUUAAUAGUUUGUUAUUUUACUGGCUGGUGUCAGUGUGUAGUGAAGCUCUUAUGGCCUGUUGGCUUUGGACUUAAUAUUGCAAUGAUGAAUGACUUGAAAGUACAGUGUUGGUUGAAGGCUUUCUUACUGUUAAUUAUUAUAAGUAACAGCUAACAAACUAACUGUUUCAUGAUGUAUUUCAGUCAAAACUAAGUGCUGAAAAUAAAAUAUUUUGUGUUUG